CGCAUUCCGUCACGGCGUUUGUCUGGUUUGUCUGCACGUGUGUGGUUACUGCAUGGUCUAUGAUUCUGUAGGUCACUUUGUUUUGAAGGUAUAAUAAUGACCACAGAACCAGAUUUGUCCGAUGAAAAUGACAGCGACGAAGAGUUCGAAUUCUCCCCAAAGUUCAGUUUCGUGGACAACGCAUCUGAGUAUUUCCGCGACACCUGGAGCGACCUGACGAAGUUAGUCAAAAAGAAGAAAAGCGUCAAGAUUGACGAAAAAAUAUCAAAGGCCAUCGAGAAGAGAGCUGGGAAGAACCACCAAGAAGUGAAGCUUGACAAAAACCUGCAAGAUGAGACACAGGACAUCAGAGACACACUCAAGACUAAAAAGAAGAAAACAAAGGGUUCCAAAAGGAAACAAAAGGCUGCAGGAGAGGCAGAGGAUGAAGAAGACGUCACGAGUGCCUUUUUUGGGGACGAGGACACCUCUUUCCAACAAAUGAACCUGUCGAGGCCUUUACUAAAAGCCCUCACAGCAAUGAACUUUGUGUACCCGACACCGAUCCAGGCUUCCACCAUACCCAUGGGACUUCUCGGCCGCGACAUUUAUGCAUGUGCAGCCACGGGAACAGGCAAGACAGCCGCAUUUAUGCUGCCUGUGCUGGAACGCCUGCUGUUCAAGCCCAAGCAGGAGCUGGUGACGCGGGUGCUGGUGGUGGUGCCCACCCGGGAGCUAGCGGUGCAGGUGUACCAAGUCAGCCUGCAGCUGGCACAGUUCACCAACGUCAUGAUCGCGCUCUCGGCGGGUGGCCUGGAUCUGAAGGCCCAGGAGGCAGCACUUCGCAGGGUGCCCGACAUCAUCAUCGCCACCCCGGGCCGUCUCAUCGACCACCUGCAGAACACACCCGGCUUCGACCUGCACAACAUUGAGGUUCUCAUACUGGACGAGGCAGACAAAAUGUUGGACGACACGUUUGCGGAGCAAAUGAAGGAGAUCAUUCGGCAGUGCGCCCCAACGAGGCAGACAAUGCUGUUCUCGGCAACAAUGACUGAGGAGGUCAAAGACCUCGCGGCAGUUUCGUUGCAAAAGCCGGUCAAGCUGUUCCUCAACAACAACACAGACGUGGCACUCAACCUGAGGCAAGAGUUCAUCCGCGUCAGGCCGCAGAGGGAAGGCGACCGGGAGGCCAUCUUGGCAGCGCUGGUCUGCCGGACGUUCCACGACCACACGAUUGUGUUUGUGCAAACCAAAAAGCUGGCCCACCGGCUGCGCGUGCUGCUGGGACUCCUGGGCGUGCGUGCGGACGAGCUGCACGGAAACCUGAACCAGGCCCAGCGGCUGGAGGCCCUGCACCGCUUCAAGGAGCUUGAGGUGGACGUCCUUGUCACCACCGACCUGGUUGCGCGCGGCCUCGACAUCAAGGACGUCAAGACCGUGAUCAACUUCACACUGCCUCAUACGGUACAGCACUACGUGCACCGUGUGGGUCGUACGGCACGUGCUGGCAAAAGUGGAAGGUCGGUCUCUAUGGUUGGUGAACAGGAGAGGAAGCUGCUCAAGGAAAUCGUCAAGCAAGCCAAGACUGCUGUCAAGCAGCGAAUACUGCCUCAGGAGGUGAUUGCACACUACCGCGAGAAGAUAGCCUCCCUGGAAGAAGAGGUGGAGAACAUUUUGAAGGAAGAGAAGGCAGAGAAGGAGCUGGGCAACAUUGAGAAGGACGUGGAGAAGGCCACCGAACUAAUCAACAAGAAAGCAGCCGACCUGAAGGAGCCCAAGAGGAGCUGGUUCCAGACCCCCAAGGAGAAGUUCAGGGAGCAAGUUCGUCUCAAGCUUGGGGAACACAGCAAGCAGUCUCUCAAGAAAAUUAAGAUUCCUGCCAGGGCGCAAAACGCUGAGGACCGAGUGUCGAGGGAGCUCGAGAAGACUGCCCAGUUCCAGGCACGGCAGGCCAAGAGGGCCAAGAAGCCCAAGCGGAUACGAGCGAUCACCGAAGACGACGGCAAUAGGAAAGCCCUUCCGUCCAAAGGAAAGAAAGGAGCCAACAAACGGAAGAGCUUCGACGCAGAGUUGGCGGACACGAGCCAAAAGGCGAUCAAGAAACUCAGAUAUGGGCCGUCGUACAAGGAGAAAGUCCAGAUGGGCCUGGCCAAGAAGAGCAAGGGCCCAGUCAAGAAGUUCAAGUCCAAGAGCAGAUACAGGAGAAAGUAGGCCCAUGAGGCACGCUCUUGUAAUAAACACUUGUGAAUACCAACAACGAA
Messenger RNA from Ixodes scapularis (black-legged tick), 2240 nucleotides. RefSeq names its product probable ATP-dependent RNA helicase DDX27 (gene Rs1). The coding region runs from base 97 to 2190 and encodes 697 amino acids. The transcript has 18 exons. The record is from RefSeq and is a predicted model, not a curated record. Lineage: Eukaryota; Metazoa; Arthropoda; Arachnida; Ixodida; Ixodidae. Gene Ontology annotation, molecular function: ATP binding; RNA helicase activity; nucleic acid binding.